Ostrea edulis (European flat oyster) is the source of this 4238-nucleotide messenger RNA. RefSeq lists its product as uncharacterized. The transcript has 11 exons. Gene Ontology annotation, molecular function: interleukin-17 receptor activity. The coding region runs from base 196 to 2511 and encodes 771 amino acids. Lineage: Eukaryota; Metazoa; Mollusca; Bivalvia; Ostreida; Ostreidae. The record is from RefSeq and is a predicted model, not a curated record.
UAAAUACGUUUAAACGAACGACAACUCUUUGUUUACAAAUUGAAACGCGCUUAAGAACUGGGAGCAACGCGUAUAUCAAGAGGGGAUCGGAACUGAUUAUCAAUAGUCGUGACGAAUGUAUAGACCUCCGUGUGAUUAUGUUGGACAUGUUAACUUUAUAACUUGUUUCUUCUGUGUUAUAACAGAAGUUUCCACAUGCUGUGCGCAAUGAGGCGAUUUAAUAUUACUUCUAUCCAAAUUCUUAUUUUGGUGUAUUGUAUGUUGAAUUUAAUUUCAAAAACUGAAAGUUUGAACAUCAAUGGAAUAGACAUCGGGUUCAACAAGACUUGUUCAUCGAAUCAAAAUGUUACCUGCUAUGUAUAUUACAUCAAAGACGUCGGUUGUUCGGCGAAAGCUGCGACGGCCUUCCCACAGUUGUAUAGAAUAUCUGAAGAUUCCAGAUUCCCGGAAAAACCCGAAUCAAUGAAAACAGAAGUUAUAAAUAAAAUACACAGCAACAACAAAUAUUACACGGGACUAAAAAUUACACUGAGAGCACCCGCUACAGGAAGUUUUGAUGUGUUGAAAGGAUUCGAACUUAUCUUUACUUACAACCUGGACAAUAAGUAUGGAUGUUUGAUUUUUGACUUAUCUGCACAGAAACUCACGUAUAAUGACGUCAUUAAGACGGAUUUUCAUGUAGACGUUUGGCCGAUGUCCCCGGCUGACCCCCCAGUGAUUUACCUGGUCAGUAGAAGUCUUCCCCCUGCCCCUGCUAAAUAUGACCGCUACCUGAAUGCCACAGAAUAUAUCAAACAAGGGGACUUUGGCGUCUGUGUGCCUACUCAAGGAUGCAAUGGCGUGGUAUCAUCGAGUCAGUGGAAAGGUACGAUAUUUUACAAGCCCUUGACGAACAGUUCGGGACCGUUUAACGAAGUUGAGAUGAGCUUUGCUAGGGCUCCACCUGAGUUUGGCUUCAGUCUUUACACAGUCAGCUUAUUCAAAGCUACCAGUCUUAGCGAACCAGUCUCACAGCUCAACUUAACCAACCAAAAUCCACGACAUGUAUUUAGGAAGCUAAAGCCAGGAACAUAUGUUAUAAAGGUUAUACCAUUUGACGAAAACUUUAAUCUAGGACCAUAUCAUUGUUUGUGUAAAACGCAAACUAACGUAUGUCAAUCCUGCAUAACUACGAUAACGGAAAACUUCACACUGGGGUAUAAUCCGCCACCUAAUCUUCCAUCAACCACUGUUACAGAAUCAGGAUCCACCACCGUGACUCACCCACUGCCUCACUCCAAUGAGGAUGCCAUCGUCCCUACCGUCCUGGGAUGUGUGCUGGGGUUAUUGUUAGCAAUUGUCCUAGCUUUUCUCUUCGUCUACUGGAGAAAGAAAAACACAGAAGGAGAUGCUGACACCGAAGAAAAAUUGACCAACUUUAAGUCAACGAAUAUCGAUAUCGGAAAAGACAACUCAAUUUUCUCAAUCGAAGACCAUGAACCAAUUCGGGCUAAGGACCGGGUGUUGCCAAUGAAGACAGUAUUUCUUGCAUAUGCAGAAGAUCAUGAAUGUCACAAAGAAGUCCUCAACGCUUUUGCAUCCUUCUUGAAGAGACACUGUCGUUGCGAUGUAAUUUUUGCACCCUGGAGAAUGACGGAUAUCAUGCAGGACAAAUUCCGUUGGGUCAUUAACUCUAUGGAUCAAGCCGAUUACACAGUGAUCAUCAAUUCCAUCACUGCUUAUGAACAAUACAAGCAGUGGAAGUCCAACGGCAAGAAAAACAGCAAAAUAUUUCAAGGCAGCCCCCUGGCCGAUCUAUUUAUACCAAUAUUGAACCAGACGUGUAUCCGCUUAAACAAUCUCUCCGACUACAGAAAAUUCAUAAUGGUCCGUUUUGAUUAUACACAAAAGGAACACACUAUUAAUGACCUCAAUUCUGGUGGAGAGUACGUUUUAAUGAAACAUCUCCAAGAAUUCCUUUGCCACAUUCAUCAGCUGGAACAGCACAAAACAAAAAUGGAAGACGUAGGAUUGGCUUUUGUUGACGACUUCACACAGUUGCUGGAAGGAUCAAGAUUGAAUGAAAAAAUACAGAAAGCUAGAGAAUAUGAAGCAAAGUUUCCUAGAAGAAUGAAUUCCGAGACGUCCACAGAUUCGGGGUUAGAUAGUGCGGAGAGUCUUCCUGAGAGUGAUAGGCAAACAAUCAAGAAAAUGUACGAAGAAAACCUCCCCAGCAAUUGUCCAGGAAACGUGGAUAGUAUCACAGAUGUUAUCCAUUAUCAAAUGUUAGGAAUUGAGGAGUGUCCAGCCUCUCCCCACUACUCACAUUUGGAGGAUUCAAGUGAUCCAAAUACCUUCCACCCACCUAGCAUAAUAACUGAUGACACAAGUGAAGUGUUGUGGGAUAAAAUGUUUUCUUUGAAUUUAAGAAAUCGAGGUUUUGAAAGUUUACCAACUUCGUUUGACUAUCAUGAGGACAACAACUUCAGUGAUGAGGAAUCUUGCAGAAGUAUCGGCGGUAAAAGUGUAUAAAUCAUAUUGAUCUGGAAACAUCUUUUGGACACCUUGUCUCUUUACAAACAGAUUGUUGAAAUUCUUUUAUUUUUGUAACAUGUAUGUUACUAAUGUGCUCCAUAUACAUGGUUUAGUAAUUAUUUUCAAUUUUCGUGUUGAGUCCCGUUUCUUACUCCACCCCAAAGCAAGCUAUUACGCAAUUUAUGCUUCUCUUCUUCAUUUUAAAUUUGACUUUAUCAGUUAACACAGGUAUUAAAUCAUUUUCAGAUAUUGAAACAAAAUAAGAUCUCUCAUUUUAAUAUGUGUUUUUGCAAUCAUCCAAGUUGACCCGAAACAUUCUGUAAUAUAAUGAAGGUAACGUUUAUAAGUUAUUCAAUAUUGCAAUAUAUUCAUUUUUGUAAAAUAGAAAAAUGAUUCAGAAAAGUUAUAAAUUAUUUAAAUGAGACGGGAAAUAUCUUUUUUAGGUUAGAAGAUGGUUGUAAGCUUUUAAAUUGAUACUUUGACAUUCAAUUUCUGUACUCCCAAAUUAUUUAGGUGAACUGCCCAUAUUAUAGCCUUCUUUUUGUGCCAUAGAAAUAUAGUAAUUAUAGUAAACUAUAAUCAAAUGUAUUACAUAGUUUUGUUUGUUCCAAUACAUAUAAUGUAUUUUUGCGUGUGUUUCAAACUUUUUUGUAUUUGGUUUUUAUAUGCAUGUAAUAUAUAUAUAUAUAUAUAUAUAUAUAUAUAUAAAAUUGAAAUAGAGUAUAUAUAUAUAUAUAUAUAUAUAUAUAUAUAUAUAUAUAUAUAUAUAUAAUUGAAAUAGAGUCUCACUAAUCGGAUACUAAUAUUAAAAUAUUAUGAAAAGAAAACAGAAAUCCUCCGUAAAGCUUUAGCGCUUUCAUUACAUCUUCAGAAGCUUUACAAAAAUCUUUCAGUUUGUAUUGUUGGAAGAGAGAAUCCAGAUACAAUGCACCUGGGAAGAGACUACCGACCUUCCGAAAGUGAACUGUGAAACUUUCUCACUUACCGGCGCGAGCGGGAUUCGAACCCGCGCCGAUAGAGGUGAGAGGUCGUGUGAUUUUGAGCGCGAUGCUCUAACCACUCGCCACGAAGGCCCCUUGUCUUGCAAGACAAUAACUAUUCAUUCACCACAGUUACAUAUUCAUGUGCCUGUUUUGAGGUUACAAAGUGUUUGAAAUAAUUAAAUACCGUUAUUUUAACUGAAAUAUAUAAUAUAGUUCAAUUUUCAUUGAAAUCAAUGUUUGGUGACAAAAUUACAGAUAAUGUCGCUUUGAUUUACACAAUUGAAGAUCACUCUUGUCAAAGUGCAUACACAUGUACCAAAAUAUAUGCAAUAACUAAUCAAUGUGAUUGAAUUAAAGCGUGGAACCCCACCCCACCCCAAAUAUGCUGGUGUCCUUCAAAUGUCUGAUUACUGAUAAAGAGAAUGACAUAUUGGCAAUACUGAAUUGGAAAAUUGAGUUUCAGCGCAAUCUGUUUUUCUUUCCACUAUUUUAUUUCUUGUAUUCAGAAUAGUUAUAUAUGUUUGCUUGUGUAUUCGUUUGAAAGUUUUCCUAUUUACGAUGUACAUUUACAUGCGUUUGUAACCUACUCAUAACCUAUUAGCACUUCGGUUUCAAUCUAUAAGAAUGAACUUUGUAUAUAUUUCAAGUAUAUAUUAAUCGUUGUUGAUAUAUGAAUAUUUGGAUUUAUUUUUAUGUAUAACACAAUUAUAAAUGAUAUAAAUUAUUUUAAUUAUAUUGAAA